Pneumocystis murina B123 is the source of this 1213-nucleotide messenger RNA. RefSeq lists its product as hypothetical. The transcript has 3 exons. Bases 1 to 1173 code for a protein of 390 amino acids. The record is from RefSeq and is a predicted model, not a curated record. Lineage: Eukaryota; Fungi; Ascomycota; Pneumocystomycetes; Pneumocystales; Pneumocystaceae.
AUGUUUCUAUGGAUAAAAAGAAAGCUUAAUUAUAUUCAAGAUAUACAAAACAUAUUUUAUGGUGGAAAUUCUUCUAGAAAGAGUUCAAAAAGAAGUAUUAAAGAUGCUACAGAAUCUCAAAUAAACUGUGGACUAGAUAAAUUUUUUAAUCAUAAUUCAAGAAAAUCAUCUAGACAUCUUUCAGAAACAUCCUCAAGGACUCUUAUACGUGAUGAAGAUUCUUUUGAUGUUAGAGAUGAUAAAAAUAUAUCUUUUUGUUCACUUUAUCAAAAAGAACAUAAACAUCGAAAUUCUCAGAAAGAUAGAUCAUUAUCUUUCCUUAUACAAGAUAAAUGUUCCAGUCCUUUAGUUGUUUCUGUUGAUAAGAAUUCAAGAUAUCCGAAGAUUGCUGGAAAAAAUGGUUUUAGAGCAGUUAAUAGAUCAAUAAUAACGAAUUUUUUAAAAAAAAUUUUUUGUCUUAGUUAUUUUGUGGAUGAAGAAAGAAUAUUUCGAAUAAAUAACUCAAAAAGUGUGUCUCCUCCCAUGAUUUGUGAUAGACUUUCUUCUAUGUCCCAUCAGCCUUUAUCUUCUGUUUCUUUAUCAUCUUUAAAUACUCAACAAAAAAUGAUAGAGUUACCGGAAAAAAAAUUUGAUUAUUUAUCAAUAGGAAACAUGUGGGUUCCUGGACAAGAUGGAUUUGGCAUGAUUAUUGAAUUAUCAGAUUGGAUUAAUGAUAAAUUAUCUACUAGAACACGACAGAGACUAGCGAAUGAACUAAGACGAUCUAUAUCAACACAUGAUAAACCUGGUUACAUUUAUGUUUUUAAUUUGCAGUCAUCAGAGAUAAUUAAACCUUAUUCAUUGGAAAAAAUGAUCAUAAAAAUAGGAAGAGCGGGCAAUAUACAACGUAGAUUAAGUCAAUGGCCCAAGCAGUGUAAUUUUAUACCUGAAUUGAUAGAAUAUUUUCCAUCGAAUGAAAAUGGACCAAAGCAAUGCUUAGUUAGUUAUAGAGUAGAACGAUUAAUUCAUAUAGAACUUCAAGAUAAAUUUUUAUGUAAACCACAAACCUGUAUUACAUGUGGAAUUUCACAUAGAGAAUGGUUUUAUGUACCAAAUUUUACUGCAUGGAAUGAGGUAAAGCAAACUAUAGAAAAAUGGAUAGAAUUUUCAUUUAUAGCAUAUGGAAAAACUUAAGCAUGUGUUUUUAAUUUCAAGCAUUUUAAUGAUUCCAGGA